Messenger RNA from Orbilia oligospora ATCC 24927, 492 nucleotides. RefSeq lists its product as uncharacterized. The record is from RefSeq and is a predicted model, not a curated record. Lineage: Eukaryota; Fungi; Ascomycota; Orbiliomycetes; Orbiliales; Orbiliaceae. The transcript has a single exon. Bases 1 to 492 code for a protein of 163 amino acids.
AUGGUUCUCUUCUGCAGCGCCCACGCCCAGCUCGACGACUCUUUCGAUGAGGAAUACGAAGUUGCCAACUACAAUCUCGCUCAAUCAGCCGAGCUUGAAGCUGCCAGAGUCCACAAUGCUACUGUCCAACAGCAUCAGUAUUACGAGCAACAGCAACAGCAACAACCUCAAAUGUCGAUGCAGGCGCCAAUCCAACAGGUGCAAAUGCAGCAAAACUAUCCUCUUCAACCUCAGUCAUACAGCUACGGAUACACUGCUCACAAACAAAUGCUACCUCUAACCAACUCUCAUCAUAGUUCCUCCGACGCAAUGCAAAUCGACAACCUUGUCUCGGCAAACAUGAACAUGAAUAUGAAUAUGAAUAUGAAUAUGAAUAACGGUUUCCAACCUAGCAACAACUCCCGUAAACUCAAGCGAUCAUGCGAAUUCGAAUGCGAUUCACCAGCGACUGACGCGUCCGGCAGCAAACGGGUCAAGCAAAUCGCGUUUUAA